Chara braunii is the source of this 3112-nucleotide messenger RNA. Lineage: Eukaryota; Viridiplantae; Streptophyta; Charophyceae; Charales; Characeae. The record is from the annotation of a GenBank genome assembly.
CAAGUCUGGUCGGGCUAUUUCGUUUCCAGAAACGGCCGUCCACCGUCGGAUGUAGGAUUCGAUUUGAUCGAUCGGUUCGCGUGUUGGUGUUCAUUGGCCGAGGGAACGUGGUCGGCAGCGUUCGGAGAGGACCGAAUUUAAGGGCGGGUCGAUCUCGUUGACUUCUGACGCAGAUCGUUCGGCCGGCCAUCGCCAUCUUCCGCUGCCCACCGGUAAUACGUUGGAGGCUAUACAGAGCAAAGUACCAUCGUGCGGGCGAACUCUGGGAGGUAGAAGAAGAAGAUAGGCGCACCGCUGCUUUGUAAUCGUCUCGUUUGUCAAUCAAUGUUCUCUGAGGUCCAUCAAGGUCAAGGUGGAGACGUAAGUUCGCCGAAGAUCUCCUCCGACAAGCAACGAAGGUUGUAGGCGAAGGCCUCGCCGCGGAAAAGAAAGGCUUGAGUUAAUCUGUUUGAUGAGCGGAAGCGGGUAAGCAACUGGAGCGUGCGCGUUCUUGGCGUCGCUGAACGAAGAAGAACGGAGGAGGACGAAGAAGCGGGAAAGAAGGACGAAGAAGAGGAGAGAAAAACGAAGAACAUCGCUCUUGAAAGCAUAUUUCAGAAGGGAAGGAGGAGGGUACAUAGAAACGAUAGUAAUAAACAGAGCGAGAGAAAACAGCCCCUUUGCCUGAGGGAAAAGGGACAGCGAGACAGUUCUCUCGCUCGGUGAAGAAGGGACGUGCAGGCAAGUCGUGCCGACCUACCAUAUCAGCGUAUUUCGAGAAGCGGAGCAGGGAGAGGGUACAGGGGAGGAGGAGGAGGAGGAGGGGGCAAGCGGAGGGGACAGAGGAAGGAAGGAAGGAAGGAGGAUAUGGCAGAGGGUGGGGGUUCGCGUUCAGGCGUUACGCGGAAAAGGAAUCGGCGAGCUGAAGGCGUUUCGGCCACCAAUCUGAAUGCUCUCGGUGGGCACAACUUUUCCCACUGUGGUUAUGGGACGAACACGUGGACUGCUGCGAAAUUCUGUCGAACGAGCCGGCGUAUUGCUCUGCUGCUCAUCCCGAUAUAUCUCUGUGUCUUUUUCCUUGGCCCAUGUGCAGUUAGCGGUAUGCGCGACACGUGGCAUGGGGCAUGGGCAGGAUCUAAUCCGCCUGGAGCGGGUUUUACUCGAGGAGGAACGCGAUACGACUCCUUCAAUGAAGGGCCGACAGUUAGUGCAAGCACCGUGAAGGCGGCCGCCGUGGCAGUCGAACCUAAUGCUACAGGUGAAACACCAACAGCUGCAAGAACAGCAGCACCAGGAGGAGAAGGAGGAGGAAAGCGGAAAGACGGGCGAAGUGGUGAUGCCGAAGCUGGGAAAGAAGAUAGCGUUGGCAGGGAGAUAGUGAUUACCAGUAAUAUGCAGGUGCUGGAAGAGUUCAAGGUUGCUGAUAAGCUAACAAUCAGAGGGGACCCGAAGCUGUGCCCGAACCGAGCAUGCAGCAUUAGUGCUAAUGCUGUUACGCGUGUGUUUCACGUCUAUGAGGGCGGAAGUUUGACGCUCAUUAACCUUGUGGUUACCAGAGGAUUCAGCCAUUUGAAUGGGGGCGCUGUCUUUCUGGAGGCAGGUGGCAAACUGAAUGCGACAGAAGUAGCGUUUAGUCGGAAUUCAGUUUGGGAUGGAAGUGGUGGGGCUGUGUAUGUUGCCCGAGGUGCAACAGCAGAUUUCACUCGCUGCCUGUUCAUUGCUAAUUCUGCGAUACGUGGCCAUGGAGGUGCAGCUUACAUCGGCCGCACUGGGAAGGCAACUAUAAAAGGCUGUGCUUUUGAAAAGAAUGCUGGGAAAUCGUCUCGGAAACAGGACAUCUAUGCGGCAAAAGCCUCGGCCGUAUCCCUGCAGUUUUGCCGCGACCUUAAGCCAUGGACUGCAGGAAUUGGAAACAUCAAAUUCGAGGAAAUCCCUGAGGGAGCAUGUGUGAAAUCUCCACCACAGCCAAUACGGGUGGUACGGCCAGUAGACAAUAUGGCACGUGCAGGCGAAGCUCGCUGACCUAUUCAGUACUGAAAAGACAAUUUCAUUCCUUUUGCUGUUUUACGCCGACACACACGAUGAUUUGCGAUUGAGGAGGGAACAUUUGGCAGAUUCAAUAAACAAAGCAUUCUCUAUUCCUUCCUUUCACGAGGGCAACUUUGGGGAGCAAGUUGGCUGCCAGCGCUGUCAUCACAGGUUUGAUUUGCGGAAAAGUAGAGCUGUGGUCUUUUGUAUUGAUCUUGCACAACAGGCAGAGCUGUCGUCGCAGAUUUGGUCUACCAGAUGAUGAUGGAUCCCGAAUUGAAAUCAACGGCACCCACCCACAUAUCUUCUUUGUUAUACAAACUCCUGAUAAGUCUACUGACAAGGCCAUUGCAGGCAGGGGGAGAUUAUGCUUCUGAAGGCCAUUUCGGGCAGGAUCUGUUUGUGUGAACCUUGCAAACAACAGACGAGACGGAUCAGAUGUUAAUUCAACAGAUAAGUGAGACCAAUCUGUUUCUUUGAUUACGUUAUGCGGAUUCUUAUCUCUUCAUCAGAGUCGGAGUGGAGCACGCUGCGUAAGUGAUACGGCCGGCAAUUCUCAAGCUUAAGCUGCUUCUUUUAUUACGUGAUGUGGACUCUGUUCUCUCUUCAUCAGCGUCAGAGUCGCACACACUGCGUAAGUGAUGGGACCAACAAUGCUGAAGCUUUACGUCUGAAAGCAAGUUUUGCACCAACUGGGAAAUGGCAUUUUGUAUUAAUCGCUCGCAUCGAACGCCCUGCAAACAACCUUUCCGUCACCGUCAUUACGAUAGCUUCUUCAACAACCAAUUAACACUUGUACAAACAGUUCCUCUAUCCCUUUUGCUGCGCCUACCAGGAUGGAUAGCUUCCAUUGUGUUUUUUUUUUUUUUUUUUUUUUCUGACGUAGACAUCCCCAAAAAGGAUGUAUUGAAGAACAAGAAUUAAUCCAACUACAGACUUAGGGGUGAGCUCCAUUGAGCUAUGUCUAAACAUAGGUGUCACAAUCCGACCCGCACUGUCCAGAGUUGAUUAUCUCAUCGUAUUGUGGCGUCAUAUCUCCCUGCAAAGGCUUAAGCAUAGUUUAGUUGGGGCUCGUCCCCUUAUGGCCGUGUAAAGCACCUCCUCU